Molecule: messenger RNA, 1428 nt
Organism: Oncorhynchus keta (chum salmon)
Lineage: Eukaryota; Metazoa; Chordata; Actinopteri; Salmoniformes; Salmonidae
Product: junctional adhesion molecule-like
Exons: 8
Coding region: 64-1134 (356 amino acids)
Cellular component (GO): membrane
Source: RefSeq, a predicted model, not a curated record
CUGAGAUUGGACUCUGAGAUGAGAGACUAACUUGAUAAGGAACUUCACACACUCACAUGGAUAAUGGCACUGUUUCAGUCACAAGGGUUAUCAAUACUUAUGUUGAUCAUUAGAACACAGUUUGCUGGUGCUGAGUCUUGUUCUCAUGUAGAUGCACCACAAUUCAUCACAGCUACUCAGGAAGAGGUAGCUGUCCUCCCCUGUUUCACAUCAAUCCACAAAGAUUUAGCAACCAGAGUGAAAUGGACAAAACUUUCACUUAAACCUGAGGACAUCUUGGUGUGGCCUGAUAAUCCAUCUGUGGCCCAUAAAUCAGAACGUGUGGCCUUCGAGUCGGGAGCGGAUGUUGUGGUGGCUGGAAACCUGUCCCUGUCUCUAAGAGAUGUAAGGAAAUCUGACGAAGGGCUUUAUAGUUGCAAGGUCUGGUUGGGAUGGAGUUGUGUCCAUGUGAAAAACAUCACUCUAAAAGUGAAAGAAUGCAAAAUUCUACAUUCAGUUAUGGCAGCACCCAACGGGAUAGCUACCCUGCCUUGCCUGUUGAACAUGACAACAGGAAAUCCCCAAAUAUCAUCAGUGACCUGGGCAGAGAUCAAGGGAGACAGUGAGAUCCAAAUACUUCAAUACCCUACAGAUAUCUCCCACCAAACAUUCCUAGGAAAAAGGGUGAGCUUUGGAGGGAAUCUCAGUUCAGGAGAUGCAUCUUUGACUCUUUCCAUGGUGGAGUACAGUCACAGCCAAUGGUACAGAUGUAGGUUGCAGAUGGGACAAAAUGAACGCUGCUUUGAGGUCAAGCUGCAGGUUAAAGAACAGGAAGAGGAGAACCUGGUUGUUAGGACUGUCACCACAACUGAACUAACAAACCCUACUGUUACUGCCAGUCAGAGUCCAGAAAGAGUUGUGACUGCUACAGUUGGAACGGCUACUAUAGCGGCUUCAUCCAUGUGUGUGAUUGUCAUAAUGGCUCUUACGCUGGGAUUGAUCAUUUGCCUCAGACGCCGCAGACACUCAGAUGGAGAUGAGUCUGACUGGAAUACUUAUGAAGAUGUACAAGACCCAGCAACGGGACCCAAUUGUCUGUAUUCACUUGCAGAGUUUGACCAGAAGGACAACCUAGGCACUUUUCAAUGCCAGUGAAAAGAAUAAUCAUCUUUCAAUCAACACACCAUGUCUUACCGAACCCUUCACAAAACAUCUUCCAAUCAACACACCAUGUCUUACCGAACCCUUCACAAAACAUCUUCCAAUCAACACACCAUGUCUUACCAAACCCUUCACAAAACAUCUUCCAAUCAACACACCAUGUCUUACCGAACCCUUCACAAAACAUCUUCCAAUCAACACACCAUGUCUUACCGAACCCUUCACAAAACAUCUUCCAAUCAACACACCAUGUCUUACCGAACCCUUCACAAAACAUCUUCCAAUCAA